AUGUGCGGCGAUCUGCGGGACCUUGUGAUCGCAGAACAGUUCAUCAACGGCUGUCAUUUAAAGCUGGCUGUGUUCCUCAAGGAGCGGAGUUGCAAUACACUUCCCUUGAUGGCCGCGGCAGCGGAUAAGCUCAUGGAAGCGCACAGGCAAGACAAUCUGGCUCACUUCAAAGAGGACCAUAGCCAGAGGAAUAAUGAUUUAAAGAGUGACCUGCCAAGUAUCAACCAAGAAACAAAAAUCAGGUGUUUCUUGUGCGGCAGAGUUGGUCACCGAGCGACCGAUUGCGUGUCCAGAACAGAACAGCGACACCUAGUAUGUCAAGUUAGUCAGAGAUCGGGACACGAUGCCAAAGCAUGCUUUCAGCGGAAGGGCGGAAAAACUCAGCUCUCAUGCUUUAUGGUACCUGAAUCUGGAAGUACAGGAUGCGAGUGUGAAGAAAGUCACUUGCAUAACGAUGAAACGCACGGUGUGGAGCAUAUCAACGAAGCACUCGUGACUGUGGUGUGCGAUAAAAUGGAGCAACAACCAAAGAGACGCAUGCCAGUAGAACAAGGACUACUAGACGGACAACCCGCUAAGGUGUUACGAGAUACUGGCUGCAACGCCGUUAUCGUACGGAGAAAGUUGGUUGGUCCUCAGCGCCUGACGGGCAAACAACGCAAAGUGGUCCUAGUAGACGAAACAUGCAGGUUGUUUCCAGAAGCAAUCGUUAGAAUUGAGUCGCCAUACUUUACUAGAGAGGUAGUAGCAAAAUGUAUGGACGAGCCACUUUAUGAUGUAAUUAUUGGCAACGUUCAGGGAGCCAAGGAGGUAUUAGACCUCGAUCCAAACGGGAGAAGUGGGGAUGAGGAUGAUGCAGCAAAGAUCUUGCAACUGGACAGGAACAUACUCGCCGCACUGAAGAGCCAUGUUCCUGCAACUCCAAAUCCCACACCCAGCGUCGGGAUUGAAGAUGUCACGAAAGGCGUCAUUGAAAGAGAACAGUUAAAAGACACGUCAUUAGAUAUCUGCCGCGGAAGGAUUGCCGACACUCACGUGACAAAAGGGGGCAACACCUACAAUUUUCAUUUAGGCGAGGGAGUUCUCUUCCGCAGUUGCCUCCUCACAAACGGGAAGGAGUUCCGCCAAGUGGUGGUCCCCAGAACGUUGCGCCACCAUAUCCUCAGUCUGGCUCAUGAUAUCGUAAUGGCAGGCCACCAGAGUAUCAAGCGUACGAGUGACAGAGUCCUAGAAUCCUUUUAUUGGCCCGGAGUCUUAGCAGAUGUUAAGCGGUUUGUGCGUUCGUGUGACCUGUGCCAGAGAACGAUUCCUAAAGGAAUGGUGUCGAACGCACCUAUGGGGUGCAUGCCCAUCAUUGAGACACCUUUCGAACGAGUUUCUAUCGACCUCAUUGGACCGCUGUCGCCCACUUCUAAGAAUGAGAAUCAGUUCAUACUCACCCUAGUGGAUUUUGCGACUGGAUACCCAGAGGCCGUCGCCCUACCGUCCACUGACUCAGAGACAGUAGCGGAAGGGUUAAUCGAAAUUUUGUCCAGAGUGGGUCUACCAAGUGAGAUUAUUUCUGACAAGGCUACGAGCUUUACCUCGGAGUUGAUGAAUGAGGUAACGGAGCUGCUCUCGAUCAAGCACUUAUUGUCUGCCCCUUACCAUUCCAAGUGCAAUGGUCUGGUCGAAUACUAUCACGGUACGCUCAGGCCAAUGCUGAAAAAGAUGUGCGAAGAGAAACCUCAGUCUUGGGAUGAAUACUUGGCUCCGGUGCUCUUGGCCUAUCGCGAAGCACCACAGGCGAGUAUAGGUUUUUCUCCUUUUGAGUUGAUUUAUGGACGACACGGACGAGGCCCAUUGUCGGUUCUGAAAGAAAUCUGGACGGAAGUAACAAUCAGCCCGGAGCUGAAGACGACAUAUUGCUACGUCUUAGAGCUACAUAGUCGGUUAGAGCAAACAAUUGAAUUAACUCACCAGAAGCUGGGGGAAACACAACAGAGUCAAAAGCGACAUGAUGACCGCAACGCGAGAGGCCGACAAUCAAAAGUAGGAGAUCGGGCCCUGAACUUGCUACCUACCAGCCAUAACAAAUUGCUUAUGCAAUGGAAAGGUCCCUUUCCCGUGGUCGAAAAGAAAAGCGAGGUCGACUACAAGUUAAAUUUAGGUCAUACAAUGUUUUUCAUAUAA
Ixodes scapularis (black-legged tick) is the source of this 2172-nucleotide messenger RNA. RefSeq lists its product as uncharacterized. Gene Ontology annotation, biological process: DNA integration. Lineage: Eukaryota; Metazoa; Arthropoda; Arachnida; Ixodida; Ixodidae. The record is from RefSeq and is a predicted model, not a curated record. The coding region runs from base 1 to 2172 and encodes 723 amino acids. The transcript has a single exon. Gene Ontology annotation, molecular function: zinc ion binding; nucleic acid binding.